This is a messenger RNA of Electrophorus electricus (electric eel), 4933 nucleotides long. RefSeq names its product eph receptor A2 b (gene epha2b). The record is from RefSeq and is a predicted model, not a curated record. Gene Ontology annotation, molecular function: protein binding; ATP binding; transmembrane-ephrin receptor activity. Gene Ontology annotation, biological process: protein phosphorylation; ephrin receptor signaling pathway; axon guidance. Lineage: Eukaryota; Metazoa; Chordata; Actinopteri; Gymnotiformes; Gymnotidae. Gene Ontology annotation, cellular component: dendrite; plasma membrane.
AGCAACUGGUCUCAGUGCGGAGUUACUUUGAAUGCUUUACUAACUGCUAAAGGAAAAUGGAUUAUCGUCGGAUAAAGCGAAUUUUAUUUGUCAAUGUAUUUAUAAAUUGUAUAUUUAUUUCUCUUCAAAAUAAAGAAGAGGUGCUGCUGGACAUGGUGGAGUCCGGAGGCGAGUUAGGCUGGCUGACAUGGCCUGACGAGGAUGGGUGGGAGAUAGGACAGCAGGCUGUGAACGGCUCCUUGCUCUAUAACUACUUCAUCUGCAACGUGGAGGCACGGGAGCAGGACAACUGGCUACGCACUACCUUCAUACAGCGCCCACCGACCGCCACGCGGGUCUUUGUGGAGAUGCGUUUUGUCGUGCGGGACUGCAACUCAUUUGGUGCGGACUCGCUAACCUGUAAGGAGACAUUUAACUUGCACGCCUCGGAGGCGGAUGCUGACAUCGGCACCAGCUUCCGCAAAGGCCAGUUCCGUAAGGUGGCCACCAUCGCGCCGGAUGAGGUCUCCAGCAUUGGCGACAUGAGGAUCAACGUGGAGACCCGGGUGGUGGAGAAUCUCGCCCGCAAGGGCUUCUACCUUGCCUUCCAGGACAUUGGGGCCUGCGUGGCUGUCUACUCGGUCAAGGUGUACUACAAAAUGUGCCCGGCCACGGUGAAGAGUUUGGCGGGGUUCCCUGAGACUGUGGCUGGGGGGGAAAACCAGGCCCUGCGGGAGGUGGCUGGCGCCUGUGUGGAAAACGCUGAGAGUGAGGAGCAACCACGUAUUUACUGCACCAUGGAUGGAGAAUGGGUAGUGCCAGUGGGUCAGUGCCAGUGCCGCCGUGGAUAUGAGGCUGUGGGCAGUGCAUGCCAAGAGUGCAAGCCAGGCUUCUUCAAAGCCAUUGUGUCCAGUGAGGCCUGUGAGCCAUGCCCAAAGAAUACACAACCCUCUGGCCCUGGUGCCCUGAGCUGUCCUUGCCAAGAGGGCUUCUUCCGAGCCUUGGAGGACCCACUGACAGCGGCCUGCUCUGGUUUGCCCUCACCUCCACGAAACCUGAUGGCAACCACAGCCCAGAUCGCCGUGGGCAAGCUGCAGCUGUCCUGGAGCCCCCCGUUAGACACGGGGGGCCGCACGGACAUCACUUACAGCGUGGUGUGUGAGCGCUGCGAUGGGAGCGCGUGUCAGCCCUGCGGGGAGAAGGUGCGCUACGAGCCCAGCAGCACCGACCUGAAGGGGGCCUCUGUCGCCGUCAGUGAGCUGGAGCCGCAUCUGAACUACACCUUCACCGUGGAGGCCCGGAGCGGUGUUUCCUGCCUCAGUUCCCACAGAGCCACCAGUACCAUCAAUACAGCCUUGCACUACACAGACCCUCCGAAGGUGACCGGAAUGCACCUGGUGGACAAUAGCCCCACGAGCCUGUCGCUGUCCUGGUCUGUGUCACGCCGCGCCAAGCCCAUCGCCACACGCUAUGAGCUCAUGUAUCGCAAGAAGGAAAAAGAUGAGGAGAGGCGCAGCGAGAAGGUUACCACAUACACCGUGCUGGUGCUGGAGAAGAACUCUGUGCACAUCAGUGAUCUGACUCCCUCUACGGUUUAUCUGUUUAAAGUCCAGGCUCUGGGGCCUGAAGGCCACCCAGGCAGCCACAGUGUGGAGCAGGAGUUUUCAACGCUACCAGAAGUUCCUUCGAGUCCAGGGAAUACGGCCGUGAUUCUCGGAGCUGUUCUGGGAGGAGCUGCUAUGCUCUUCAUCGUGGCGGUGGUCCUGCUCCUUCGCAAACGCAGAAGAAACACUCACACACGGCAAGGUCCAGAGGAUGCCUACUUCUCCAGCCCAGAGCAACUGAAGCCUCUGAAGACUUAUGUUGAUCCUCAUACAUACGAAGACCCCAACAUGGCCGUGCUCAAAUUUGCUAGCGAAAUCCAUCCAAGUCACAUCACCAAGCAGAAAGUGAUAGGAGCAGGUGAGUUUGGAGAGGUUUUCCGUGGCAUUCUGAAGAUCCCUGGCCGGAAGGAGGCAGCGGUGGCUAUUAAGACGCUGAAACCGGGCUACACGGAAAAGCAGAGGCAGGACUUCCUCAGUGAAGCCAGCAUCAUGGGCCAGUUCUCCCACCCUAACAUUAUUCAUUUGGAGGGUGUGGUGACCAAAUUUAAGCAUGCCAUGAUUAUUACUGAGUACAUGGAGAAUGGAGCACUGGACAGAUAUCUGAAAGACCAUGAUGGGGAAAUGUCCUCAUUCCAAUUAGUGGGCAUGCUCCGUGGCAUUGCAGCUGGCAUGAAGUAUCUCUCCGAUAUGAGCUACGUUCACCGGGACCUGGCUGCCCGCAACAUCCUGGUCAACUCCAAUCUGGAGUGCAAAGUGUCUGACUUUGGCCUGUCCCGAGUUCUGGAGGAUGAACCUGAAGGCACUUACACCACUAGUGGAGGCAAGAUUCCCAUCCGCUGGACGGCUCCAGAAGCCAUCGCGUAUCGGAAGUUCACCUCAGCCAGCGACGUGUGGAGCUUUGGUAUAGUCAUGUGGGAGGUGAUGGCCUUUGGAGAGAGGCCCUACUGGGAUAUGAGCAACCAUGAGGUAAUGAAGGCCAUCAACGAAGCGUUCCGGCUGCCUGCCCCCAUGGACUGUCCGUCUGCCGUCUACCAGCUCAUGCUGCAGUGCUGGCAGCAGGACCGUUCCAAACGGCCCCGCUUCCAGGACAUUGUCAGCCUGCUGGACAAACUCCUCAAAAGUCCCGACUCCCUCAAGACCAUUGCAGACUUUGAUCCUCGAGUUUCCAUCCGGCUCCCCAGUACCAGUGGCUCGGACGGCUCUCCCUUCAGGACCGUGACCGAGUGGCUGGAGUCCAUCAAAAUGAGUCAGUACAGCGACAACUUCAGCAUGGCAGGAAUCGUCAGCAUGGAGCAGGUGCUACAGAUGAAGAGCGAGGAUAUCCGUAACAUCGGUGUCCGCCUACCAGGGCACCUAAAGAGAAUUGCCUACAGCAUCUUGGGACUUAAGGACCAGACAAGUACUCUGAGCGUAUUUGCUGUGUGAAGCAUUCCCAGAAUCUCUGGAGCUCGCUAAGGGACCAGAAACUCUCUCUGGCUGCUAACAACAGGACUCUAAGAUGCCUUGCACUUGGGUCGCAGGGACGGCCCUUGUGCUGGGCGCCACCCUCCGGCUGAUCAAGAUGGACACUCGCAACAAGUGAGACUUGUAGCAGAUUUGAUAUACACAUCAAAAAUGGAAGGGAGAGAUGAGUAAAGGGAAAGCCUAAACAAAAUGCUAAUGAUGUACCAAAUAUUGUAUAUUAGAAAUAUAUUUUUACAUAAUUUGUUUUAGAAAAAAAGGACAGUUACAUUUCUUAGGGUUUUUUUUGUUUGCUUAGUUUCAUGCGCGUGCCUUCUUGGCCAGACAGUUAUCAAACUUCAUUAGCAGCGAUUCUGCUCUGAUAUACGGCAUUGCCAUGUCUGAAUGGCCCUUUACUUGACUGAUUUUCCCUUUGACUUGUCUUGUGCUUUGACACCACUUCUUUGCUUUCCAUUUUGGGGAAAAGAGCACAUGGCCCAUCUGCACAAACCACUUCACCUGCUGACUGAUCUGAUCCUUACUGGGUGUGGAGUCAUGGCAGGGGGUGGAUUUGAUGGCUGUGGUACACGGGCUCUAUGAAUGUGUCCUGAACAACAGGGCAUAAAGGUGGCAAUGGCCUGGGGCCCUGUGGUGGCUUGGGGUGGCCAAGCCUAUGCCUGUUAUGAACAAAUCUUAACAUUACCUUUAAGCUCUUAAUGCUGCGAGCUUUGAAGUCCUUUUUAAAAAAAACAAACAAACAAACAAACAACAACAAAAAAAAACUUCUUCAGUCUGAAAAAGAUGACAUUAUGCUUACUUGAAACUCACUCUUGAAAUUUUUUUUACAGCAAAAUUGAGGACCGGGGACACCACAGCAAAAAUAGCACUUAAAUAAGAAAUCUCAGAGGUUGAAUCAACUUGCGCUAAAUGCCGGGGCCUUUCUCUAUCCAAAGUUUCGUCCUUUGUCAUUAUGGAGCAUUAUGGUGAUGUGAUGUUCACUUCCUUGCCAGAAUGACAAAAUGAAAAUUGGUAAAGGACCAAAAAUCUUUGUUAUAAUUUGAUGUGCAUAACUGGUGUCAUGUCAGGUUGAAUCAAAUGAAAAAAAAAAAUAUGACUAACAUGUGUAAUGCCAACAAAUUACAUCAUAAUGUGUGGGCCAAAUGACAAUCCUAAUAAACAAUAGGAAACUACUACAAGUAUAAUUACAAGCAGUUGUAUUUGCCAAGAUAUCUAGAUGAAAGACCACGUAUAACUGAUUUUAUACUAUCACUUUCCUGUUUAUUUGCAUGAUGAUGAUGGUAGAAUUUCUCUAGAUUGCUUUAAUAGGCUUAAAUUUGUGCUUCACGAAGCAAGAUGUUAUGGAAUGAAAGGCUGUACUAUGCAUUGACCUCUCCUUCCAUAUUCUCAAAAGACUUUGAAAAAGUAAUUUCUAAUUGAAGAAAAUACCACUUCUGCUUUACUCUUUUCAAUCACAUGAUUGUAAUAGAGAAUAUAUGGUCUUACAGUGCCUUCAUAAGGAUUUCUCUAAAUUCUUAAUAUUUCAAGAUGAUGAAUGCAAACUACUUGGCUGACUGGUAAUAUUUAGUUUUAGCUGAUCUAAUGUUCUAGCUGUAUGAACCUGAAGCACAGUAUCUAGAUUGGUAAUAGUAUAUUAAUGCGUGGUUGUGGUGUGGGGGGAUACCCACCCUGACAGAAAAGAAAUGAUCACAGUUUUUGAUAUCCUUAUCCUUUUUUCAUUCUCCAUGUUUGAUAUUUCUUUUCCAUAUGAUUUGAAAAAAGAACAAUAUGCAGUUAAAUACAAACUAGCAUUCCACAUAUUCUGUUAGAUUCUCAGUUAGAUUUUCCCAAUGGUUUUGUACCUUAUUUAACAGUCUUAUUUAUUUUUGUUUUAUUUAUUUGUUAAAUAUUGA